Molecule: messenger RNA, 4021 nt
Organism: Hemibagrus wyckioides
Lineage: Eukaryota; Metazoa; Chordata; Actinopteri; Siluriformes; Bagridae
Product: tripartite motif-containing protein 16-like
Exons: 5
Coding region: 2400-3440 (346 amino acids)
Molecular function (GO): protein binding
Source: RefSeq, a predicted model, not a curated record
UAUUAAUGUAUCUAUCAGGUUGGAGAAACUUGAAUUCCGCAUACACAAAUACUGAUGCUGAUUGUGUGAUUUUAGGAUGAAUCAUUUCAUAUUUUAUUUGGUUAACUAAGAAGAAAACAUCUCAUUGGUUUAAUGAAUAAACUUGUCAGCAGACAACCUAAGACCAUUCUUGUCAAUGAAGAAGACAUAAGAUGGAGAAGUGUGUCCAUCUUCACAACAGUGGAAACAGCACCAUGGUGUUGUAGGCUUGUCCUUUAUCUUGGGUUCUUCUUGGGCUUCAGGUUUUAAGGACUUCUCAAUCUUUACAUCUCAAAAGUUUGACAAUUUCAUGCUGCAACUCAUCUAUCGGCUUUUGAAUUCUCCUGGUUAUGGCAGAUGAACCAGAUUCUGUUUGCUUGUUUGUUUGCAUGUCUGGUUGGUCGGCUUGUUUGUCAUCUUCAGCUGUUAGGAGGAGUAGAAACUUUAAGAAUGUAUGUGGGUUAGUCUAUUUCUGUUCAACCGCAAGCUGGUGAUUAAUCUGUUAAUAAGGAUCCAUGGCAGAUCUGGUUCAGUAGAAACAAAACCACACCUUUCUAAAAACAACUUUGUAAACAACAAAUGCUUUUUCCUUAACAAAAGCAAAAAUUAAAAAUUAAAAUUAGCAAAUAGCUCAUAAGGCUUGUUUGGGGCAGUAGAUGCCUAACAAUAUUAGCGACACAAAGUUAGAGGCAUGUAAUACGUUUCCUGACUGUCUAUGCACAAGACUAUAUGGAGUCAUUGAGAUAAAACUCAAGAUUGUUGCACCAGAUGGCAUAAUCUACUUCCCUUUCUGAGCAGAAGAUGCUUUUUCAAUACGUUCAACCCCUAGUCCCUGGAUUUCAGUGGUACUUUUAAGAAUGGAUCAGGUGGAGAUGAGUACUGUAAUAUGGUUUCAUUCCUGGACAGAAAGUAUCAGUUCUUAAUGAGAAGGAACAUCUCUUUUUGUUUCCAGAGAAAGGAUUCAGCUCCACUGAUGGUGCAGUAGAUGGAGUGCUGAUAGUGUGCAAAGGAGCAGGUUUAAUAUUUACAGUGACAGUUUCAGCAGAACUUUUAGCAUUACAGGUUUAUAACACCCUCGUAAGGUUGAGGGAGAUUCACCGAGUUGCAUGUAGGUUGUGCACAGACGAGUGGAAAAGAUUAGACAGGAAUCAACUGGUUAGAAGGUUUAAUAUAUGGUGUGGUUUGGAGGAAUUACUUUGUCCUGGAAGAGAUUCUGUCCAGAAAAUUGGUAACAGAGGAACAUUUAUGAAAUCUGGCUUUGUGCUUCUCCUCUCUCUCUCUUUCUCUCUCUCUCUCUCUCUCUCUCUCUCUCUCUCUCUCUCUCACUCACUCACACAUACACACACACACACACACACACAAAAACUAGGAAGUGACAAAACAAACAAAACUCAGAGUCUCUCUCUCUCUUUCUCUCUCUCUUUCUCUGUGUGUAGGUUCAGGAAAAUGGCUGAGGCCAGUAUUUCAGUAGAUCAGGAUCAGUUUAUCUGUCCAGUGUGUCUGGAUCUCCUGAAGGAUCCGGUGACUAUCCACUGUGGUCACAGUUUCUGUAAGGUGUGUAUCAAUGGUCACUGGGAUCAGGAGGAUCAGAGAGGAGUUUAUAGAUGAAGUGGUGGAGAAACCGAAGAAGAAGACUGAGGUCCAAGCUGCUUCUCCUGCUCACUGUUACCCUGGACCUGGAGAUGUGGAGUGUGAUUUCUGCACUGGGAAAAAAAACUGAAAAACAGGUGAGAACUACAGACAUAUUAGAAUCGAUUCAUUCUAAUUUAAGGAAUCAGGCAUAUAAAUAUAAAGGGGUAAAGUGUGUGUUAAAUGUGUUUUUGAUUAACUGUUUUAAACUCUGGAUCCUAAAACAAUGUAAAAACAAAAGAUCUAGUGACUCUUAAGGGCUAUAGAAAUAGACGUUAUUUCCAUACAGUGAUGUCAGUGUGUGCCAGGUGUCUGCCUGCAGCUACCAGCCAGUGAACAAUCAUCUGCUGGAGACUUGCAUGGUGUUUCUCGACUAGAGGUUUGUACCAUGAGGGGAUGAGUCUGGCCUGAACAGAUCUGACCAGUUUGUCUCCUUAUAGUCUUUGAGUCUGGUGUAUUUUUUAUACAAAUAGUGUACAGUGAAGAUCUGAAGAAAGAUCUGUACUCAGGCUCGACUUCUACCACUGCUAAUGAAUGUCCAGGAAACUUGUCCUUCAGCAACUUUAUUUUAUUUCGGAAGAAAGAGAGAGUAAUGCUGAACAAAUUCCCUCCUCAUAGGGAUUAUUCUUAAGAUCAGCAGUUUUUGUCAGUGGGUUUGUUACUUUUCCAAAGCCUUUUUUGAAAGGUUCCACUUUACAAUAAAAAUAAACCAAACAACUAAUUGUACUCAGAGUGAGUUAAAGGAGGAUCAGAUGAAAUUCCAGCAGAGAAUCCAGGAGAAGCAGAAGAAGGUGCAGGAGCUGAAACAGACUGUGAACACUAUAAAGCUCAGUGCACAGACAGCAGUGGAGGACAAUGGCAGGAUCUUUACUGAGAUGAUCAGCUCCAUGGAGAAAAAGCGCUUGGAGGUGACGGAGCUGAUCAGAGCUCAGGAGAAGGCUGAACUGAGUCGAGCUGAACGACUCCUGGAGCAACUGGAGCAGGAGAUUGCUGAUCUUCAGAAGAGAGACACUGAGCUGAAGCAGCUUUCACACACACAUGAUCACAUCCACUUCCUCCAGAGUUUCCAGUCUCUCCGUGUCUCUUCUGGACGUGACGACUCAUCCAGCAUCACUGUCCAUCAACAUCUCUCAUUUGAUGGAGUGAGGAAAUCUCUCUCAUGCAGCACUUCAGAUGAUUUUACCAUCAGGACCAAACAGCAGAGAACACACUCUAACAUGUUCACAUUUCUCAUGUGUUUAGAUUUCUGUGAUCUGACUCUGGAUCCCAACACAGUACAUUAUUACCUCAUUCUGUCUGAGAAGAACAGAGCGGUGAAGAGCAGUGAGACAAAGCAGCAGUACUCUGAUCAUCCAGAGAGAUUUGACUACUGGGAACAGGUAUUGAGUAAGGAGAGUGUGUGUGGACGCUGUUACUGGGAGGUGGAGUGGAGCAGUGAGGGAUAUGUCUUUAUAUCCGUUUCAUAUAAAGACAUCAGCAAGAAAGGAGAUUAUGAGAGUGUGUUUGGAGGCAACGAUCAGUCCUGGAGCCUUCAGUGUUCUUCCUCUUCUUACUCUAUCUGGCACAACAACAUUAAGACUGAUCUCAGAGUUCCAUCAUCCUCCAGAAUAGGAGUUUAUGUGGAUCACAGUGCAGGAACUCUGUCCUUCUACAGCGUCUCUGACCCCAUGAAGCUCCUCCACAGAGUCCACACCACAUUCACUCAGCCUCUAUACGCUGGGUUCUGGCUCGACUUAAGAUCAUCUGUGAGAUUUUGUGCUCCAGACAGGGACGAUUCUAGGAUUUUCAUUUAAGUGGGUCUCGGCCCCACAUGAGAGUAUAAUAGUAAAAAAUAAAAUAAAAUAAACAUUUGACUAACAGGGUAGGAUGGUAAACUUAUUGCAGCAUUCCACUGUAUUGCAUAGAUGUGUAUAACAUUUGAGUACUGAACAAGCCAAAUACGAGUCUUCCUGAUCACACACACACACACACACACUUGUCCUCUGAUCCUCGCUCUGCGGAUUGAAGAACGGGCUGAAAGAUGGGGAGGAGCCGAAGUCUGACGCCGUUUUCAUAUGAAAUUUAUGUUUAUUACAGAAUUUUUAGGGGGGCUGAGUAGAAAUGUUAGGGGCCUAGCGACACCCAUGCUCCAGAAUAAAUUAUUUAUAUUCUGACUUUUCUUAUCAAGUUAACACAUCCUUUCUCUAAAAGAAGAUUUUACUGAUAUAUCACAGUAUUAUAUUGUUUAGCCAGUAGACUCUUACUCUUAUGACACAUGUAUGAUAUCAGAGGAAAUAAAAAAUAAUUAACAUGAACACUUUAGUAUGCAUCAUUAUUGUUUUGUUCGUCCAGCUCCACACUGCCACUAUUUUACCUAGAUGUAAGUUCUUCUCAC